Messenger RNA from Penicillium cosmopolitanum, 705 nucleotides. Its product is annotated as alpha/beta hydrolase. The record is from RefSeq and is a predicted model, not a curated record. NCBI's taxonomy places the organism in Eukaryota, Fungi, Ascomycota, Eurotiomycetes, Eurotiales, Aspergillaceae. Bases 1 to 705 code for a protein of 234 amino acids. The transcript has 2 exons. Gene Ontology annotation, cellular component: cytoplasm; nucleus.
AUGAAGAUUCUAAUGCUCCAUGGCUCUCGACAAUCCGGCGAGCUCUUUCGAGCCAAAAUUCAGGGCCUGGAAAAAGUUACUCGACAAGCCCUUGGUCUUUCUCCUCCGCAACAGGUCGAUUUCAUUUAUCCCACCGGGCCUUUCCCUUUGAAGCUUACGAGCAAUGACUCCGAUCUGCGCGGUCGGCAUGGUUCAUGGACCUGGUUCAAUACCGAGUCGAUUGACGGCAUUUAUCCCGGCUUGGACACAAGCUUAGAGUGCAUUUCCUCUAUUCUGAAGAGUUCCGGGCCAUUUGAUGGUAUCAUUGGCUUCAGUCAAGGUGCAGCUUUGGCGAUCAUGAUCGCCUCGCUCCUUGAAGAGAAUCGGAAAGAAUCCUUUGAUCGCCUGCAAGUUACAGGGGGCAUUCCUCAUCCUAACGCGUUUUCUGCGCGCUAUCAUCCCCCGUUAAAGUUUGUUGUCUGCAUUUCUGGCUACGCCGCUUCCCAUUCAACAUAUCGAGCUUUCUACAAUCCUCCAAUCGAAACCUCCGUUUUGCAAUUCCUCGGAAGUAUGGAUACUAUAGUGGAUGAAAACACGUCGCUGAAGCUUAUUCAAUGUUGUGGGGGCCCAGAGAAUGAAACAACGCCAGCAGUCUUGCGGCACCCAGGUGGACACACAGUUCCAGGUGGGAAACGCGAACUUGUGCCGAUUGCUCUUUUUUAUUAA